UUCCACAUGCAGUCGGAGUCUCUGAUCGGUCCCCUGAUGCAGACCAUCUCCCACCAGCACUGGAAGGUACGCGUGGCUGCCAUUGAAGCCACAGGCGAGGUGAUCCAGUUUGGCAACGGGAAGUCCGUGGACGAUGUGCUUUCUCAUUUCGCACAGCGGCUCUUUGAUGAUGUCCCACAGGUCCGGCAGGCAGUGACUGCUGUGGUGGGGGGCUGGCUGCUACACCUGCGGGACCGCUACUCCUUCUUCCACAAGCUCAUGCCCCUGCUGCUGAGUGGCCUCAGCGACGAGAUGCCCCAGGUCAGGCAGAUGGCCGCCAGCCUCUGGGAGGAUGCUGGCCUUCAGUGGCAGAAGGAGAACGAGGAGGACCUGAAGGACAAGCUGGACUUCGCCUGUCCCCCGCCGCCCCAUUACCCCGCCCAGGAAAGUCGCCCGGUGCUGGGCUGUCGGGAGCUGGUCUUCAGAAACCUCUCCAAGAUGCUCCCCGGCCUGUGUCAUGACAUCACUGACUGGGUGGUAGGGACCAGGGUGAAGGCGGCGCAGCUGCUGCCGGUGCUGCUGCUCCAUGCCGAGGACCACACCACGCAACACCUGGAGGUCGUGCUCAGGACACUGCUCCGGGCGGGUGCCGACGAGGAGGCAGCCGUGGUGCAAAGU
Carlito syrichta (Philippine tarsier) is the source of this 657-nucleotide messenger RNA. Its product is annotated as dynein assembly factor 5, axonemal. Gene Ontology annotation, cellular component: cytoplasm. NCBI's taxonomy places the organism in Eukaryota, Metazoa, Chordata, Mammalia, Primates, Tarsiidae. Gene Ontology annotation, molecular function: dynein intermediate chain binding. The record is from RefSeq and is a predicted model, not a curated record. The annotation marks the transcript as partial. Gene Ontology annotation, biological process: outer dynein arm assembly; inner dynein arm assembly; cilium movement. The transcript has 4 exons.